AUGCCUGCCCCGACAACAUGGCACGCUGGCGAGCUGGCCGCACAAGAAGCGCGUGGUUACGAGGAUUACAUGAUGGAAGGUCCAACGAGAUCGAUGAUUGAAGGUCUUCCAGAUCAAAUGCGUCCCUUUUUGUCGCAGCUCAGCUUUCUGCCCGUCACCACGCUGGAUGAGGAUGGCAGACCUUGGGGUUCCAUCCUUGCAGGCUCCAAAGGCCAGCUGGGAUUCCUGAAGCCUUUGGAUGACGUUGAGCAAGAGUUGCAGGGCUCUGUACGCGUCCAUGCCUCGAUGCCUCCUGGCACUCCCGCUUUGCGCGCGAUCCGCAGAGCGACGGAGCAAAAGGCAAGCAGCUCGCAGGCUUUUGGCGAUCAAGACGUCCUAUGCUCCGCAGUGGGCGUCAUGCUCGAGAACCGAAGGCGCAACAAAUUCGAAGGCCGCAUCGUGGAUGUGCAGGCCGAGCAUCACGCGAAUGUGGAAUGGACGUGGCAGAUGAGCUCGACGUUGGGCAAUUGUCCAAAGUGUGAGUAGUCGUCGCUGAUGAUGUGCGCGGCAGCAGCCUCACCGAUAUUCUCGUCCGUGAGCCGUCGUCGCUGAUGAUGUGCGCGGGAGUAGCCUGACCAACAUUCUCGUCCGUGCAGACAUCAACAUUCGACGCAUCGUCCCUUCCAGCACGAGACGAGCCGCCGCGCUCGUUGAAGAAGAUACACACCCACAAAUAGGCACACCCAUGCCCACGACACUUUUAGAGUUGAUCAGCGAAGCGGAAAUGUGCUUCCUGCACACCAAGCAUUCAGGCUCCGUCGGUGGGUGGAAUCCCGAUCCAGACCGCUUGGGCUGCAACAUCCGCGGAGGACCUCGAGGCUUCUUGCGGUCUUACUUUGACGAGCAGAGAGGACGCACAGCGAUCGUGCUGCCCGACUGGAGCGGCAACAGGAUGAUGCAAUCGUACGGCAAUGUCACGCACGACGGCCUCGCGAGCUUGUCCAUUCCCGUGUGGGGCAUAUGCCUGAAACAUGAAAGCCCGCCCACCGAUGCGCUGUACCUGACUGGGCAAGCAGAGGUGUUGGCUGGAGAAGAGGUGCGCAAGCUGAUUCGGGGCGUUGCGGGCGCUUUGAGGAUUUGGGUGACCGGCUGGGUGUACAUCAAGAACGCCUUGCCGCUCGCCGUGGACGCGAGGGAAGCGCAUCAGCGAUUGUCCCUAGAAAGUCCUUCACAAGCGCUGAAUCACAAGGCGUUGUUGGACGCGUCGAUGCUUUGGUCUCCCUACAACCCACCGGUCCGACUGCUCGCCAGCGAAAAGCCAUCAUCACGGAUGGCAGACGAUGCACCCCUCGCCACCCUCAUCAAAGUUCGAUUCGCUUCGGACGUUUUGGCUACCUUUACCUGGAGCAUCGACAGCAAGCAUGCCAGCACGUGGGCUGCAGGCCGUCACAUCGUCCUGGACGCGCACGCAGCGUUGGAUUCCAGAGUGACGCAGUAUCAGCACAUGUCGUUCAGCAAGGGCGGCGAAAAAGAUCUGAACGAUGACGGCGUCCGAAGCUGGACCAUCACUGCUUGCAGGCCGGGGGCAGAGCAAGGCGCCACAGAGCUUGAUGUCACACUUCGAAGGGUGCCUAGAGGAGGCGUGACUCCGGGAUUGUUCCACCGCGGCAAGAUUCUAAACUCUGACAUUAGCGUGCAGUCUCCACCGCCGUUGCUGAAGCUGCCACUGAUGGGUAUUGAAGGCCAAGUCAUACUGCCUCCAGCUAGCCAGACCGCGUCGGAUCGUGCAUCAACCCUCGUGCUCACCUAUCUCGUCGCAGGCAUAGGCUUUACUCCUCUUUUGGCCCACCUUUCACACCUAAGAUCGCCUAUGGGGAAUCGGCCCGCAGAGGUGCUGGUCGUUUUUGCGACUCGUGCAAUCGAGGCUGCACCGCUACUCGACUUGCUCUAUCGCACCUUGGCGCAUCCCACCAGCGCAGUUGCCCUCAGUCACCCUCUUGUGGUCACUGUGCACCUCCUAUUGGCUUUCGCAGAGGGCGAGGAGCGCAAGUUGGACCUGCCCGAACCUCCUACAGCCGAGAGGCUCUCUCUGCAUCUCCAUCUUUACGCUUCUGCGCGACUGACAGCUACCUCUCUGCAGCAUCCGGCCAUCCCCAUCGCAAAGACCGACGCACAACGACACCGUCCCUUUGUGCUCCCGCUCGACGAUGUCGAGAAAGUCAAGCAGAGCGACGCCAUCGUCGUCUGUGGCGCUCCUCGAUUCGACAGCGUGGCCAAGCUCGCUCUCACCAAGGCGGGAGUCGAAGCGGGGUCGAUCAAAUCUGAAAGCUUUGCAUUUUGA
Molecule: messenger RNA, 2320 nt
Organism: Ceraceosorus bombacis
Lineage: Eukaryota; Fungi; Basidiomycota; Exobasidiomycetes; Ceraceosorales; Ceraceosoraceae
Source: the annotation of a GenBank genome assembly